Aspergillus campestris IBT 28561 is the source of this 1740-nucleotide messenger RNA. RefSeq names its product putative MFS lactose permease. Gene Ontology annotation, molecular function: carbohydrate:proton symporter activity. Gene Ontology annotation, cellular component: membrane. Gene Ontology annotation, biological process: transmembrane transport; carbohydrate transport. The record is from RefSeq and is a predicted model, not a curated record. The transcript is spliced from 6 exons. The coding region runs from base 1 to 1614 and encodes 537 amino acids. Lineage: Eukaryota; Fungi; Ascomycota; Eurotiomycetes; Eurotiales; Aspergillaceae.
AUGAAGGACAAAGAAGAGACCGUUUCGCGUUUCGACAGCGCACCAGAUGCGCAGAUCCACGGCGUCAACAAUGCCGCGUUGGCGGUUGCGACGCUGCAGCAGAAGCCGAAACUGUUGAGCAAGAGUAUGCUCAAGCUCUACUGGUGUAUCGGCGUCGCCAUGCUCAACUCCUGUAUCAACGGCUACGAUGGCUCCCUCAUGGGCUCCAUCAACAGCUAUCCCCAGUACCGCGAGUAUUUUGGCUUCGAUCCGACGGAGGGUACUCCUUCCACCGGCAUCGUGUAUGCCAUUUAUACUAUUGGGAAUAUAGUGGGGUCGUUCGCUGCGGGGCCGUUUACUGAUUUCAAAGGCCGCCGCGUCGGAAUGGCCCUCGGCGCCGUCUUCAUCAUCAUCGGCACAGUCGUCCAAGCGUCCUGCCACAACCUGGGCGGCUUCAUGGCCGGUCGCUUCAUUCUGGGGUUUGGCGUCGCGACCUCUGCCACCGCCGGUCCGGCGUACGUCUCGGAGAUUGCCCAUCCUUCGUAUCGUGGUGCCAUGACGGGUUUGUAUAACGUGCUGUGGUUUGGUGGCGGUAUUCCCGGGACGUUCAUUCCCUGGAAGACGAGCGAGAUGGAAGGGACGAUGAGUUGGCGGAUUCCCGUCUGGCUGCAGAUGAUUUUCUCGGGGCUGGUGUUGAUUUUUUGUUUUACUUUGCCUGAGUCCCCCCGCUGGCUCAUCUCCCAAGACAAACACGAAGACGCCCUCAAAGUCCUCACCGAAUACCACGGCGAAGGCGACCGCAACUCCCCCAUCGUGCAGCUCGAGUACCGCGAAAUGGUCGAAGACAUCUCCAACACGGGAUCCGACAAGCGCUGGUGGGACUACCGCGAGCUGUUCAACUCUCGCGAAACCCGCUACCGCUCCAUGCUAGUCAUUUUCAUGGCCUUCUUCGGCCAAUGGUCCGGCAACGGCCCCGUCUCCUACUACUACCCGCAGAUGCUGCGCGGCGCCGGAAUCACAAGCAACAACACGCAGCUCAUGCUGCAGGGGAUCCAGAACGUGGUGCAGUUCGUCGGCGCAGUCUUCGGCGCCCUCAUCACCGACAAGGUGGGCCGUCGCCCGCAGCUGCUGAUCUCGACGACGCUGGUCGUGCUGCUGUUUUCGAUCGUCACGGCGCUGAACGCCACGAAUGUCGUUGAGGGGCCGGACGGGCCGAUCGCGAAGAGCAGCGUCACUGCGCGCGCGCAGAUCGCUAUGAUCUUUGUCUUUGGAUUCAUUUACUCCGCUGGCUGGACGCCUAAUCAGGCGAUGUAUCCGGUUGAGUGUUUGCGGUAUGAGAGUCGGGCGAAGGGGAUGGGGAUGAAUAAUUUCUUCGUCAACAUCGCCUCCUUCUACAACACCUUCGUGACGGGGAUCGCGUUCUCCGGCGCCGGCUGGAAAUACUACUUCCUGUUCAUCUUCUGGGACACGCUCGAAGUGCUCGUCAUUUACUUCCUGUUCGUGGAGACGAGCAAACGCACCCUGGAGGAGCUGACUACGAUCUUCUCGCAGAAGAAUCCCGUCAAGGCGAGUUUGCAGAAGGAUGCGAUUUUCGUCGCUGGGGAUGAGGUUACGGAGGUGAAGACUGUUAGUUAGUGCUUCUUGAAGCUUGAAAACUUAGGGUGGGUGGUUGGGUAGGGCUGGAUUUGGGGUGUUGGGGCAUUGGUAUGAUGAUGGUAUAUACGACCAUUGGUUUGACUCGGGGACUAUGGAUGAGUGAUG